Molecule: messenger RNA, 1527 nt
Organism: Macadamia integrifolia
Lineage: Eukaryota; Viridiplantae; Streptophyta; Magnoliopsida; Proteales; Proteaceae
Product: E3 ubiquitin-protein ligase PUB23-like
Exons: 2
Coding region: 1-1383 (460 amino acids)
Biological process (GO): protein ubiquitination
Molecular function (GO): ubiquitin protein ligase activity
Source: RefSeq, a predicted model, not a curated record
AUGGUAUCAAAGUGGGUAUGCUGGAUCUCCGUCGAUGAUGAGCUCUUAGUUCGACCAAUAAAACAUAACCAUAAGAGGCUUGCACAUACAGUAGAAAAGGAAAAGCAACCAGAUCCAGCAAUGGAAACUCCUCCACAUUUCAGGUGCCCCAUUUCAAUGGAGAUCAUGAAGGACCCUGUCAUCAUCUCCACUGGUGUCACAUACGAAAGGAAGAACAUUGAGAAGUGGCUCUUCACCUACAAGAAGCAUACCUGCCCUGCCACCAAUCAGAUCAUCAACAACUUCAAUAUCACCCCCAACCAUACCCUUAAGGGCCUCAUACUCUCAUGGCAAGAUCAAAAGACUCACUCUCCUAGCAAUUCCUCCCAGGAAUCCAUACAAAGCAAGCAUGAUGAGUUGAUCUCCUUGUUAACCACCAUUCAUUCGACCCCAUUCAAGGUAAAUUCUCUCAAGAAACUCCGAUCGAUAAUCGAAUUAGGUGAUGAGACCAAAGCUGAUUUUGUUCAAUCAGGAGGUGUUGAAGUUCUUAGCCACAUAAUUGUCCAAACUCUAGCAGAACCUUCUGAUUUCAUUACAUUUCGAGCUUGCGAAGAGGCCUUGUCUAUCUUACACCAAUUGGCCUUUUCCGACAAGGUAUUGCUUCAGAUGGGUUCCCUACGAAUGGCUAAGGAUGAGUUCUACCCAAGUCCCAACAAUGAAUGCAUCAAAGCCAUGGCUAUGAUGCUUCAAAGAGGAAGCGCGGAGGCCAGACUCCACACUGUUACUAUAUUCAAAAAGAUGGCUAAAGUGGAUUAUAAUUUUAAUUGGGUUAUUGAGGAUCAAAGUAUUGAUCUAUUCAAAUCCUUGUUAGAAUUCUUAUCAGAUGAGAUCAAUAGCACUGCAAGCUCCUAUGCUUUGGAUGUUUUGGUUCACAUCAUUGGAUCAUCUAAAAAGAAUAGGUUAAAGGCAAUUGAGGCUGGUGCUGUUUGUAUUCUUAUUGAGCUUCUCCCAGAUUACAAUGGAUCCAAAUGUGAGAAGAUAUUGUUGCUGAUCAAAUUGCUUUGUGAAUGUGCUGAGGGAAGAUUGGCCUUAGUUGAACAUGGAUUAGGGAUCGCUGCGGUCUCUAAGAAGCUAUUACACAUUUCGGAUACUGCAACUAAGCUUGGGGUGAAGAUCUUCUGGUUGAUAUGCAGUUCUCAUCCAUCAAUGAAGGUCUUGGAGGAAAUGUCACAACUUGGUUUUAUGAAGAAGCUUUUUGAAUUGGUACAUAUUGAUGGGCACUCAUCAACAAAGGAUAAAGCAAUGAAGAUCCUCAAGUUACAUGGAAAUACAUGGAGGCAAUAUCCUUGUUUCCCUUGUAAUUUGAAUGAUUAUUUGAAUUCAUCAAAUAAUAAUUUGAGGUGAAUAUUCAUCUCUAGUGAUUGUUCAACAAAUUUUGUUCCAAAGAGUGCUUGGUUUUGUACCUUUGUGGGUUUUGAUUUAUUAUUUCUUUCCUUUAUUUGUUGUUGUUGCAACAACUUGCAAUGCUGUAUAUUCUCUUCUCUUCUU